AUGAAUGACGAACGAGUAACCUACUCAGAACUGAGUCUGGCCAAGGACCCAAAGAAGCAGCAAAGGACACCUAAGAGCACAAAAAGCUCCACUUCGGUCACUGAACAGGAAAUAACCUAUGCGGAAUUAAACGUUUCGGCAGAGAUGAAUGACGAACGAGUAACCUACUCAGAACUGAAUUUACCAUCACCUCCUCUCAUUGCUAGGAUCCUGGGAACCAUGUGCCUUGUUUUAAUGGCCUCUGUGGUGAUAACAAUGACAGUUGUUACUCCGUCUACUGUAAUACAGGAGCAGAGCAAUUCUUCCCUAACAAGAACCCAUAAAGUAAUUCAUAAUCUUUCUUCAGCACGUCAUGGUGGUUGCUGUCCAAAGGAGUGGUUCAUGUAUUCCAACAAUUGUUAUUCCAUUAGUAUGGAAAGAAAAACUUGGAAUGAGGGUUUGAUGGCCUGCACUUCUAAGAACUCUACUCUCCUUUAUAUAGAUGAUGAAGAAGAAAUGAAAGUUCUGAUGUCCCUAUCAUUUAUAUCAUGGGUUGGAGUCUUUCGUAACAGCAGUGAUCAUCCAUGGAAGUCAAUAAAUGGAUCAAUCUUCAAACUAAAAGUAACAGAAUCGGGAGCUCAUGAACGUAAUUGUGUUGUGCUACACUCAGAAUUUCUUAAAUCAGAAAGUUGUGGAUCUUCGCAAAUGCAUUAUUGCAAGCAUAAGCCUUAG
Molecule: messenger RNA, 711 nt
Organism: Galeopterus variegatus (Sunda flying lemur)
Lineage: Eukaryota; Metazoa; Chordata; Mammalia; Dermoptera; Cynocephalidae
Product: NKG2-A/NKG2-B type II integral membrane protein-like
Exons: 6
Coding region: 1-711 (236 amino acids)
Biological process (GO): positive regulation of natural killer cell mediated cytotoxicity; stimulatory C-type lectin receptor signaling pathway
Source: RefSeq, a predicted model, not a curated record